AUGGAGUUGUUCAAGCCUCCGCUAGUUCUGACGCUCGCAGCAUUGUUCGAAGUUGCUUCUGGCCGAACAGUGCACUUCAGCGUCGAGAUUGAGGCAGGACUUCUUGAUCCGACAAAAAAUGGACCUCGUCCAGGUAUCCUCGUCGAUGGCACAUUUCCGGGACCACAGCUUCGAUUGAGAGUUGGCGACGAGGUUGAGUUCUUGGUCGUCAACUCGUACUCACAAGAAGUUGCCAUACACUUUCACGGCAUCAAGCAGUCAACAACACCUUGGUCAGAUGGAGUGCCUGGUGUGACGCAGAGCGCGAUUCGUCCAGGAAGUAGCUUUCUCUACAGGUGGCGAGCAGAGGAAGCGGGGACAUCCUUCUAUCAUGGCCACACACGAGGUCACAUUAUGGAUGGGCUUUAUGGAGCCAUCAUCAUCGAGCCGGACACCUAUGCUCGUCGACCUUUCCAUUUGAUCAGUCGCAGCGCCCAAGAGCAGAAGGCUAUGGUAGCUGCAGAAGCAAGAAUUGAAGCUUUGCUCUUGGCGGACUACACUCACAUGGCAUUCGAGGAGUUCGAUCGCGUCCAAAGUGAUGCUAAUGUUGAGAUCCUAUGCAUGGACUCUAUCAUCGUCAACGGCGGCGGUGCCGAGUACUGUCCGUCGCGCAAGGAGAUCGACAGUGUUACCGAUGUCAUGACAUGGAAGCUACUGGAUCUUGUGAACGUUACUGGAGGAAUGACCAACAAAGGAUGUCUUCCGCCGCUCCAAAUUGUUCAAGGCGAUUUUGACUUGAACCUUACUGCACUGCCGCCACGAGUCUUUGACGAGUGCAAACCAGGCUCGGCAGUGAACAGCAACUACACAGUCAGUGUUGACAGCCAAAAGAGUUGGGCUGCACUUUCGUUCAUCAACGCAGGUGCACAGCAUCCGUUGCUUGUCAGUAUCGACAACCAUCCCCUGCACGUGUUCUCGGUGGAUGGCCAAUACGUCAGACCGUUCACCACAGAUCAGGUCGCCGUAGGCAACGGCAACCGCAUACACGUACUUCUCGAGCUGGAUCAGACCCCAGGCCGGCAUACAAUUCGCAUCGCUCAUCAAUUGCCCAAUCAGAUUGUCGCUGGGUUUGCCCAUCUGGUGUACGAUGGCAUCGAUAGGCCAGCCAAAUCGGACUCCAAUUUCAACUACGCCGGACGAGCUCUGCCAGGGGUGAAGGACGUCACCCUCUUCGAUGAAACAAUGUCGGUACCAUAUCCUCCCGUGCAUCCUGCUCCACAGUCCAAUCGAACUCACAAGCUGCUUCUCAAGAAACUUGGAGCUCCUCACACUUCUGGCGAGUGGACGCUAUCGGGUGUAUCAGGCUAUAAUAGAAGCUCGGAGCAUGCCGAUCCUCCUCUGCUUUUCAACCUCACAGAAGAAACGAGCGACCUUUUGGUUCGGACAAGGAAGAAUGAGUGGGUAGAUCUGAUUGUCGAGACGGAAGGUCCAAUCUCACGAUACCAUCCCAUGCACAAACAUGGCAACAAGUUCUUCGUCCUGGGCUUCGGGACAGGGCGCUAUCCUUGGGACACAGUCGAGGAAGGUAUGCAGGCUCUUCCAGCCGGCUCUUUCAAUCUCCAGAAUCCGCCAUAUCUGGAUACUGUGAGGACGAAGACAUCGAUGACCGGUGCAUGGCUGGCUUUGCGAUACAAGGUUGAGCAAUCAGGCCCAUGGAUGUUUCAUUGCCAUAUACAGCCGCAUCUAAGUGGGGGUAUGGGCAUGGUGAUACUGGACGGCGUGGACAAUUGGCCGGAGACGCCGAAAAUGUACAUCGAGCGGAAUGGAUUUGAUCAGCGGCCUGCCGGGAAGAAGCUGGAUCCGAUUGACCACGGGGAAUUGAAGUCAUGA
Molecule: messenger RNA, 1869 nt
Organism: Cercospora beticola
Lineage: Eukaryota; Fungi; Ascomycota; Dothideomycetes; Mycosphaerellales; Mycosphaerellaceae
Molecular function (GO): copper ion binding; oxidoreductase activity
Source: RefSeq, a predicted model, not a curated record